AUGACCACCAAGUCUACUCCCAAAGACCUCAUUGACUCGUUUCCGCACAGCAAACUCACCCCGAUUGCUACCGCGACAACCGAACCCGAUUACUUGUCGCUCCAUCAGCUUCAGUAUGAAAUCAACGACAAUGCGGAGACCCUUUCCUCCACUCUUGGAGAUGGCCAACACGGUCACCUUUUUCUCGUAAUUUCCGAAACCGAGUACCUCGAAAUGACCGACGGCAUUCCAUGCAUUCCUCCUGUGCAACCGCCUUUCGACCCAGUUCACGCUGCCAACGCCACAGCCCCUCAAAUUCUGUUUGACCUCUAUCACAACGCCAUCAAAGCGUUUCGCAAUCAACUCCUUGAAGCCAUUCCCAUCGAAUACAUCGAAUCUCUCGGUCAUCCUACACGAGGCUUUAACAAAGUCUCUCCCCUCAAAAUCCUCUCUCAUCUUUGGGAAACCUUUGGUAAAAUUCAGGCUUCGGAUCUCAUCGCCAACGACGAACGCAUGAAAGCCGCCUGGCAUCCACCAACGCCUAUCCAGCAACUCUUCCAGCAGCUUGAAAAAGGCAAUCAGUUUAUCAUUGCGUCUGGCCAAGUCAUGGACGAACGUAUUAUCGCUCGCAUCGGCUACCAGAUCAUCGAAAAAACCGGACUCUUUGAUCUUGCUUCUCGCGACUGGCAUUAUAAAGAUGAAGCCGAUAAAACUUUGGCAAAUUUCAAAAAACAUUUCCAGAAGGCCAACAAGGAUCUUGCCCUCACCGCCACCAGCAGCUCUGCGGGUUACCACACCGCAAAUCAGAGUACUGUCAUCAAGGGCAAAUCGUAUUGCUGGACACACGGCAUCGUGCACAACACGAAGCACACCAGUGCAACAUGUGAAAAACAGGCCCCGGGGCACAAAACCGGCGCUACAUUGCACGACAAACAAGGCGGGUCGACCAAGACCUAUCAAUACACGCCACCGUCUUCAGUUGCACCAAACACUCCUCCGUUAGCUUCCUCCCCGCCAUUUUUUCCUCCCGACGCCAUUGCAGACACUGGCUGUACCGGACAUUUUUUGAGCACCAACAUUGCUCACAUACACUGCCAACCGACAGUCCCCGGCAUCAACGUGGUCCUCCCUGAUGGUCGCACAAUUACUUCAAGUCACAUCACCGAACUCAACAUUCCUUCGCUUCCUCCGGCAGCUCGUACCGCCCACAUCUUUCCUGGUCUCUCGAAUGGAUCCCUCAUUUCCAUCGGCCAACUUUGUGACCACGGCUGUACCGCCACAUUCACAUCCGACGCGGUCAGCAUUGAGCUCAAUAACACUGUCGUUCUUCGCGGCGGCCGUUCUCCUUGCACCCGAUUGUGGACCCUAGACUCCCCUGUAACGCCAAAUCCUCCCGCCACUGAAUUGCAUGCGCCUUUGCACGACAAAAAUUUUGCGAAUCACCUCGGAGACCACUCAGGGACCCUUGCCGACCGCAUUGCCUUUGUUCAUGCAUCCUUAUUCUCGCCACAACUUUCGACAUGGUGCAAGGCCAUUGACGAAGGCCGCCUCACAACCUUUCCGGACAUCACGUCUGCACAGGUAAAACGGCACCCCCCACAGUCCGUCCCUAUGGUCAAGGGACACCUUGACCAGCAACGGUCCAACUUGCGCUCAACCAAGCCCAAGGUCACCCUGUGUGCCUCUGUUGAUCCUGACGACAUUAAUUUCGACACCAAUCCCGUCGUACAAGACCCUCCAGCCGCCAGGACGCAGUUUUUGUACGCCGAUUUCGCCGAAGUCACCGGAAAAAUUUUUACCGACCCCACCGGCCGUUUCGUUACCACUUCAAGCUCCGGCAAUGCUUACAUGCUAGUGGUCUAUAAUUACGACAGCAAUUUUAUUCAUGUCGAAGCCAUGAAGAACCGCACCGGUCCCGAGAUCUUGAGCGCCUACCAGCGUGCCCACGCCAUGCUGUCCUCCAAAGGUCUGCGCCCCCAACUCCAACGCUUAGACAACGAAGCCUCAACUGCAUUACAACAAUUCAUGUCCUCUGUCAAUAUUGAUUUUCAAUUAGCUCCGCCUCACGUGCACCGUCGGAACGCCGCCGAACGGGCCAUCCGCACGUUCAAAAACCACUUCAUUGCAGGUCUGUGCAGCACAGACAAAAACUUUCCGCUUCACCUUUGGGAUCGCUUACUCCCACAAGCCAUCAUGACUCUCAACCUUCUUCGAGGGUCUCGUAUCAACCCAAAUCUGUCGUCCUGGGCCCAACUCCACGGCUCGUUCGACUACAAUCAUACCCCUCUGGCUCCCCCGGGCAUCCGCGUGCUUGUACACGAAAAACCGUCAAUUCGCAGAACUUGGGCCCCCCACGCAGCCGACGGUUGGUACGUUGGCCCCGCCAUGAACCAUUACCGAUGCUAUCGCGUCUGGGUCAAGGAGACCACCAGCGAACGCAUUUCGGACACUCUGACCUGGUUUCCCAGCCAAGUCAAAAUGCCCAGCACCUCGUCUCGCGAUACAAUUGUCGCCGCUGCUCACGAUCUUGCCCAUGCUCUGGCACAUCCCUCUCCUGCGUCGCCUUUAUCACCUCUUUCGGUCAACGAACGCGAAGCCCUCUCGCAACUUUCAGAUAUUUUUUCCAAAGCCGCUAACCCAGUUGACUCGUCCCUCCCAGUUGCUCCCACGGCAACCCUAAGUCCGCCAGCUGCAUCUACUUCUUCACCGCGUCAAGUCCGCUUCCGAAACCCGGUCACUGAAUCACUUCCAAGGGUGCCGACCGCCACAGCCGCCCCUCCGCAGUCACUUCCGAGGGUGCCUCCCCCGGACUCCGAGGCCGAGACAUACAAGCUUGUCACCUGCAACCCUCGCCAAGCACGUCCACCCGCACCCGUCGUACCAUCUCCCAAGGUCCCAACACCUCCGCACAGUCACGGAACUCGCUUGCAAGCCGCUCUAUACCCAGACGCGUUCGACAGCGCCAACGCCGUCUCAUUGGCGAUUCAGCUGCAUCAUACAGACUCAAUCACGAUUCUCAAACUAGUCAGAAAUCUUAUUAGUUCAUCGAUUUCCAUCAUUCGCGUUCUUGCGUUUGUAGAGCUCAUCAAUAGUAUGGACAGUUCUGGAAAAGGUGAUUGGUGUAGAAGCCCAGCUAGGUUGUCAACUGGAAUGACAGUUUUGAGUACCGGUUCGCGCGAUGGCGCGCACUACUUGGGUCGUGGCACCCAAGGCGAGCCUGUCGAAACUAAUCUUGUGUGUUUGGCCACAAAUUCCGACACGGAUGGUUUUGGACAGGCGCAAUCCCAGCUGGGUAUUCAGAAACAUGACGUGACUGUUUCGGGACUCGAUCGUUGCCAUGCUAAGGAGCAUGGUAACUAUGAUGAAUGUGCCCACGGUGCCGUGUAUAACACCGUGGAGAAUAGUGAAACGGACCACAAUGGCGCUUGGCAGAUUGUGGAGCCAAAUGGAAAGUGA
Messenger RNA from Phaeodactylum tricornutum CCAP 1055/1, 3435 nucleotides. RefSeq lists its product with no specific name. Gene Ontology annotation, biological process: DNA integration. Gene Ontology annotation, molecular function: nucleic acid binding. The coding region runs from base 1 to 3435 and encodes 1144 amino acids. The record is from RefSeq and is a predicted model, not a curated record. Lineage: Eukaryota; Bacillariophyta; Bacillariophyceae; Surirellales; Neidiaceae. The transcript has 5 exons.